Aegilops tauschii subsp. strangulata is the source of this 2006-nucleotide messenger RNA. Its product is annotated as zinc-finger homeodomain protein 4. The record is from RefSeq and is a predicted model, not a curated record. Lineage: Eukaryota; Viridiplantae; Streptophyta; Magnoliopsida; Poales; Poaceae. Gene Ontology annotation, biological process: regulation of developmental process; regulation of DNA-templated transcription. Gene Ontology annotation, molecular function: DNA-binding transcription factor activity; transcription cis-regulatory region binding. Gene Ontology annotation, cellular component: nucleus.
UCCUGAUAGUGCAAGCAAAGCAAGCGCCAGACACACACACUACCUAUUAUUUCCUCUCCAUCAGUCCAUCUCUCCCUCCCUCACACACAUCUCUUUUCCUUUUCGUUAUUAUUUACACCGAGGGCGAGCGAGCACUAGAAGAAAACAGCCUAGCCUUGCCUUGCCAUCUGCCCAAGCUCCCUUCGCUUCUCCCUUCUCUCUCUCUCUCUCUCUCUCUCUCUCUCUCGCUCCUCUGGCUAAGCACAGCACAGCGCAGCACAGACAGAUCCUCCGUCUCCAUACUUUACACUAUUAUUUUCCUUGUAUUGCCGCUCUGUGCCGUGGGUGUGCCUGCCUUUAGGAAAGGCCCUAGACCCUAGACGCCCUAGUGCAAUGGUGGAAGCUGCAAAGGCUGGAGAGGCCUUGCUCCUUCCUUCCUUGUCCUCUUGAUUAGCCCUUGACAAACACCGAGCUGCAGAGAAGGCGAACAGAAGCAGCAGCGUCAGCGAGAGGCAUCCUUCCGGACAGGGAGGAGAGGAUGGAUCUUUCUGUGCCCCGAGGCGAGUUCCCGAUCCCAAUGCACGCCGCCGCCUCGCCCUACGGGGGCAUCGGCGGCGGGGGCGUCGCCGUCGCCGACCAUGCCAUGGAGCUCCACCAUGACCACGCCAACCACAACGGCCAGUCCCAGUCCCAGGCGCAGGACAUGCCGUCGCCUCCCGCUGCUGUGUCUGAGGACAGCUCCGGGAAGAAGCGCGCGGCGGCCAUUGCCGGCGGAGCGGGAGGGCCGGCGGUCAAGUACCGGGAGUGCCUCAAGAACCACGCGGCGGCCAUCGGCGGCAACGCCACCGACGGGUGCGGCGAGUUCAUGCCCAGCGGCGAGGAGGGCUCGCUGGAGGCGCUCAAGUGCUCCGCCUGCGGCUGCCACCGCAAUUUCCACCGCAAGGAGCUCGACGACUUCGACGGCGACAGCUGCGCCUCGCACGGCUACGGCUACGGCCACCACGCCGUCCGCCGCCUGCUCGGCCCCGCCGUGCCGCACCACCACAAGAGCAGCGGGGGCCUCCUCGUCACCGCGGACCACUACGGCGCCUACGCCGCGGCGCGCGCGCUCCCUCCGCCGCCGCCCCCGCCGCUGGGACACCACCACCAGAUCAUCAUGCCGCUCAACAUGAUCCAGACGUCCGAGUCGGACGAGAUGGACGGCAGCGGCGGCGGCGGUAUCAUGGGCGACGGCAGAGGCGAGCUAGCCUCAGGCGGCGGCGGCGGCUCCUCCUCGUCCAAGAAGCGCUUCCGCACCAAGUUCACCGCCGAGCAGAAGGGGCGCAUGCUGGAGUUCGCGGAGAACGUGGGGUGGCGUCUCCAGAAGCUGGACGACGCCAUGGUGCAGCACUUCUGCCAGGAGAUCGGCGUCAAGCGCCGGGUCCUCAAGGUCUGGAUGCACAACAACAAGCACAACCUCGCCAGCAGGCCGCUCCCUACCUCGCCUGCGCAGCCGCAGUCACAGUCGAUGCCGCUGGCGAUGUCAAUGCCGAUGCCGAUGCAAGUGCCGCCGUCGCAGCCCGGGCCUUCGGGCCACCGCGGCCCCAGCUCCCCGCAUGCGCAGGGGGAGCUCAAGCUCGACUGACGGCACAAAGAAGCCCUGGUGUCUGUCAACGGCGCCAUGGUGGCUGAUUCUGCUAGCGUUAGUAAGCCGCAUUGCCAUUAAUUUCACUGUUCCAUCGGAGCGAUCGAUCGAAGCAGAGAGAAGAGAAGAGAACCAAAAAACAAACCCGAGUCUAUCACCAUCUCCAUUUUUUUCCUUUCUCUGUUUAUCUUGUCAUAAGGUUGGGGAGCAAGCAUGAGAGGGGGGACAUAGGCGAACCGGACUGAGCUCCACUCAAUUUCAAUUUAUUUUUCCUGGACCUAGUUUUUUUCUUCUUCGUCUCCUUGGUUGGUGUCUCUGACUUGAAGUCUAGCAGUACCUGUUGAGCUGAGCAUUUGAGUUGUCAUGGAUCAGAGGUUGUAUGAAAUGAAUUCUGACUUGUUUA